UUUAUCCUCUUCCGUACGCUUUCAAGCGUACGUCCCUUGUUCCGACCCGUUGGAGAUUCCUUGGCCAGGAGGAAGAAGGAUGCCAGCGUCUUCUUAUCGCCAGCAGCAAGGCGUGAACUGGGGUCUGGUCGUCGGCGGCGCCGUAGCGACGGUCUUGUCGCUGGCAUUCACACGGAGUAGCAAGAACAAGAGCAAGAACAAGGCGGCGGCGGCGGCGGCAGCGAUUCACCCCGAGCAGCACGGCAAUGGUCUCGCAGCGAUGGAUGCCGAGUGCAUGGUGUUGCGUCGCGAAUCGAGUAGCGGCAGUAGCAGCAGUGGCAGCAGCAGUGAGAUUUCUUCCGAUGGAAUCGUGCAUCGCCAAGCCGUGCAUCGAUUGAGACACCAGCUCAAGAGCCGGGAGGAGAUGAUCAUGGAGAUGCAAGCACAGCUAUCGAGCAAAGAGAAGGCGCUCCACUCACACACCUCUCUCAUCGCCAAUCUCGAGCGGCAACUCAAGGAAGCCAACGAUUCAAUCUUUGAGGUAGAGCGAGUAAUCCAGGAGCUUCACGGGCCCAAGGCCAACACCAGCACAGGGCAAUCCUCUGGAUCAUCUGGGACGACAGAAGUGGCAAUCGACAUGGGAACCCAGUGCAGCAGCGAUAGCGAUGAGCACCAAGAACACGAGUUGGAAGGAGAAAACAAGCUGAUCGUCAAGAACAGCGGGAAGAACAGCGAGAACAACGAGAUGGUGUUGCAUGCAAAGGAAGGUGACUAUCAGCUGGUUUUCGAGAGAGCCAAGCAUCUGGAAGCGGAAUUGCUGGGAAUUCGUGCCAUGGCACAAGAGAUGGCCUCGCUGCUGGAAAUGUCCGAGCGAGAACGAUUGAGGCUCCAUCACGUUGUAAGUCAACUCCAACAAAAGCUUGCGUUCCAGGCAAAAGAGCUGAACACGAUGCGAGCGACGACACACUUUCUCAAGGUGUCUCUCGGAAGCCGGAGAUCCGGGGAUCACUACACAGACUUAUACAACAAAGCUGCCAGAUUAUCGAGGGACGAGGAUGGCAGCCCCUUACAACUCAGAAGCAGUAACGAUCCUUCAACACAAGCAGCACGACCCACCAAGCAGCGGUAUAGUGAAUCAGCGUCGGUUGACAGCAGCUUGGAAGUCUCGGAGAUCAUCGAUCCUUCUGUGAGGGACGAAAACUCCACGAGCAGCUCAACGGGAUCGUACUGGUCAUCAGGUGGUCGAGACGAUCAAGAGCUAGAGGAGGAACAGGAGGGUGGACGGAUGGCGGACUACAGGAGUUACGAUUCUCCAGGCGUAGUACGGAUAGGAAGUCCCACGAUUGUGGGAAGCAGGAGCUCGAUGGAGAGUGGCACAGCACAGAGGUACUUGUUCAGCGACGAUCAAGAGCUGGGAGAGAGCGAAGAACUGGAAGGAGAAGAAGAGUUUGCUACUGCUCCUACUGCGAGAACCACUCGAUCUUCUCUGGAAGCAGUAGUGGAAGAGGAAGAGGAAGGGUCGUCUGGAUCGAGCGCGGUGAUGGAAGAAAUGCUGGACGAAACGCUCGAAGAUCUUGUCAAAGCCACGACGCCGCGUGCCACUACCAUCACUGGACGACGCUCUGUAUGAUAUGAUCUUAGUAGCAUUUAAACAAAAACCCUUGGUGUUCCA
Selaginella moellendorffii is the source of this 1651-nucleotide messenger RNA. RefSeq lists its product as uncharacterized. The record is from RefSeq and is a predicted model, not a curated record. NCBI's taxonomy places the organism in Eukaryota, Viridiplantae, Streptophyta, Lycopodiopsida, Selaginellales, Selaginellaceae. The transcript has 5 exons. The coding region runs from base 80 to 1609 and encodes 509 amino acids.